Messenger RNA from Dalotia coriaria, 1268 nucleotides. Its product is annotated as heterogeneous nuclear ribonucleoprotein A2 homolog 1-like. The record is from RefSeq and is a predicted model, not a curated record. Lineage: Eukaryota; Metazoa; Arthropoda; Insecta; Coleoptera; Staphylinidae. The coding region runs from base 163 to 963 and encodes 266 amino acids. The transcript has 4 exons.
AUAUAAAGAUAUUCAUCGUUGGAUGGUGCAGUAGUUGAACGCAUCAAUUCGAUACAGAAAGACACAAAUAAAAAAAUAAAUUCAAAAAUCAAGUUGAAAAUAAACAAGUGGCAAUAUAAAAUUUAUAGUGAAAUUAGGAUAAUUAGUUUAAAAUUUAUCAAUAUGGCACGACCUGGACGAUUUAUUGAGUGUGUGAUUGUGUUAUCAAUGGUGUUGGUGCAAAUCCGCGCGAUAUCGAAUGUUGAAUCCAAUGUUCAGAACACGAUCAGCGAAGAGGAACGUCGCGGCGCGGACAACACCAUUGCCAACGACGCAAAGAAGAACGGAAAGAUCAUCGACGACAAUCCUGAUAAGAAAACAAGAGGAAUUGUUUCUUUGCACUCACCCAGUGCCUCACACAAACACCAACAAUAUUUUGUGCCUUCUGCUUAUGACUCGCAUAUAGCGGCGACCGGUCACGGCGGUGGCGGUGCAUUCCCAGUAGGUUCCACAUCAGGUUAUGACUACGUGGGUCACGGAGGUACUGCUCCGACAAGCGCAGGCGCAGGAGGACCAGUGCAUGGUCAUAUACACCAUCAUAACGGCCCGACCGGUUACGCAUCAGCAACAGGUUUUGGAGGUUAUGGUCUAGCGCAUGGUUAUAGUCACGGAGGUGGACAUGGCGGACCAAUUGGACAUGGUGGACCACAUGGUCAUUCCGGACAUGGACAUGGACAUGAAUUAUUCGGAGGUGGUGGACAUGGUGGACUUCACAGCGCCUUAGCAUUGAAAGGAUUACUAAUUCCAUUGGCGGGUAUUGCACUGCUGGGAGCAGCUGCAGCUCUGAGCACUAACCCAGUUCUAUUACAACUCGGCGUUGUGAAUGGCCGCCGUCGUCGUCGUUCUAUCGAAACAAAAUUAAAUCAUAAAGCAUCGCAGCACUACCCAGCCAAUCCACACGUGCGGCCAGACUCAAAUUACUAAUUUAACGAAGCCACUAGGAAAGCUUGAGAAUCGCCAGGACACCGGGCUGAUAGAUUGUUUAUUAUCUAAGCUAAAUUGACUUUCGAUCUGUAUUUGUAUUUUGAAAUUACGUCCGUAAACACGACUUGUUUCCGGAUUUGUUAUAGAUAUUUAUAUCGCAACUCUACGUGAAAGAUUUAUUAUUUAUAUUUAUACUUCUAAUUUAACUCGACUUGUUGCUGCUAUUUAACGUCAUCUCAUUAUAAAUAAGUAAGAAAUAUUCAUAUAAAAUGAUUACAUGUUGAUAAGAAUAAAAUUUGUUGAAA